Molecule: messenger RNA, 960 nt
Organism: Fusarium musae
Lineage: Eukaryota; Fungi; Ascomycota; Sordariomycetes; Hypocreales; Nectriaceae
Exons: 3
Coding region: 1-960 (319 amino acids)
Biological process (GO): peptidoglycan biosynthetic process
Molecular function (GO): D-alanine-D-alanine ligase activity; ATP binding
Source: RefSeq, a predicted model, not a curated record
AUGGCAUCAAGAGCUCGCGUAGCUGUGCUUUACCAAAGUCUCGACCCUCCUAUUAUUGAUGGGAUUCAGAAACCAAAGAAGCCCGGAGGUUACAUGGACUCCGGCGCCGAUAUCGCCUACAACUUGAGCCUAUCACCGAACGUCGAUGUCAUCUGCCCUCACAAUGCUCCCAAACCAAGUGAACAAGCUGGAUGGUCGUUUCCCGAUACCGACGAUGGCAUUCUAGAGGCUGUCAAGAAGGGCGCAAGCCAUGUAUGGGCCAACACGAUCCUCUUCUCGUCGCAUCCUCUUCAAGUAUCAGCUCGUCUCGCGGAGCAUCAAGACCACAUUAAGGUUGUGGGGCGAGGCCCGUUGAUUGUUGAGCGAUACGACGACAAAGAAUUUGUUAACAAUAUACUGCGGAAAAUUGGCGGGUUUACUAUGCCACGAGCAUGGACCCUAAACGAGAGCCAAGACACUCAAGGGACUCUUGAGAAGCUUGACCUCCCUUUCCCGAUUGUCGCAAAGCCUAUACGUGGCCGUGGCAGCCAUGGCGUUCGUGCCUUAUUUAAAGAAUCACCCUCUAUCAUGGUGGAAGAAUAUCUUGCCGGCGAAGAGGCGACUGUUACGGUUAUGCCGCCUACAUCGAGAGGAGGUAGUUACUGGGCAUUGCCUGUUGUGACGCGUUUCAACCACAUCAAUGGCGUUGCUCCCUACAAUGGCGCCGUCGCAGUCACAGCAAACUCAAGGGCGAUAACCGCCACGGAGGGGAGCCAGGCAGCAAACAAACAGGUGGCAGAGGAAUGCGAAAUGGUGGCACAAGCGUUUGCGGCGACAGCGCCAAUUCGAAUUGAUGUCCGCAGAUUCAAGGACUCGGCCGACUCCAAGUUUGCCUUAUUUGACGUGAACAUGAAACCGGUUUGUCCUGUCCUUCCCGAAGCGCUCAAAGUGUGGCUAAAGACGUUUGUUUGCAGAACAUGA